Molecule: messenger RNA, 8227 nt
Organism: Prinia subflava (tawny-flanked prinia)
Lineage: Eukaryota; Metazoa; Chordata; Aves; Passeriformes; Cisticolidae
Gene: BCL11A
Product: BCL11 transcription factor A
Exons: 4
Coding region: 871-3546 (891 amino acids)
Biological process (GO): regulation of transcription by RNA polymerase II; negative regulation of dendrite development
Cellular component (GO): nucleus
Molecular function (GO): DNA-binding transcription factor activity; RNA polymerase II cis-regulatory region sequence-specific DNA binding
Source: RefSeq, a predicted model, not a curated record
AACCCGGAGAGCAAUUUAUUUAAUUUCCCCUUCACGGAUUUAAUUUUUAAUUUGAGCGAGAGCAGGGAAAAAAAAAUUAAAAAGUGAGAGCGAGUGAGCGAAUCGGGGAAAAAAUUAACUCAGCGCCGGCUUGGGAUUCUCAGCAUUCCGGUUCAUUUCUCCCUCUCUAAUUUAAUCACCUUGAUGACUUUUCUUCUCUUUCUGCCCGUGCCCCUCGCCCGCCGGCGCGCACUCCGCUGCCCCGCUCCGCGCUCGCCUCUCGCUCUCCGCGCUCUUUGGCGGCAAGAACGGCAGCUCUCGCCCGGCACCGGGAGAGGCGCGGGCGAGGUGCGGGGCUGCCGGGGGUACAACCGGCCGAAAGUGGGAGGAAAUUCCUGCGGGAGCGGCGGGCUGGACACCGGACACCGCGGUGGCCGGGCGGGCGGGAUGUACGGGCGAGUGGAGUGCGGAGAAGGUCCGGCGGCCGGAGCCCCCGGGCUGCCGGCAUGCUCGCCCCCUCGCCCCGCGGCGCCCUCCCGGGGGGGGGGGGGGGGCACAGCCGAGCCGGGCCGCCUCCCUUUUGUUUCCGCCGCGGGGUGCGGGGUGGCCGUCCCGCCACCCCCCGCUCCCCGCCGCCCCGGGCCGGCGCCGUGCGGGGCUCCGCCGCCCCGACCUCGCCCCGCGCCCGCCCCGCCGCCGCUCCGGCUGGGGCUGGGGCGGGGGAUGGCACCGGGCGGCGAGGGAGCCGAGCCGAGCCGCGCCGCGCCGGCUGCGAUUCCCUCCUCGCCCUCGCCUCGCGUUCUCCCGCUCGCUUACUAUUUUUUGGAAGAUUUUCAAAAAAAAAAAAAAAAAGUGGAAGUGGAUUUUGAUUGGGAAAAAUCUCGUGUCUGAAUGUUUACAAGCACCGCGUGUGCGGGGAGCCUCCUGCCAACAAACACAGGCGAGAGCGAGCCCGGGCUGAGCACACACGCGCGCACACACACACGCACACACACACUCGCACCCUCACACCCGCGAACGGCCCCUUUCUCGCCGCCGCAUUUCAACCCCAAACCAAAUCCGCUCUCCCCGGCAGAGAAUAAACAAACCCCGAGCCCCACCACACCGUUCGCAACAAAAACUCUCCGGCUCCCUCCGUCCCUCCCUCCAGCCGCCACCACACACACCAGGGCUAGAUGCAAGAUAAGCGGGAGCGCUCUUUGCACAACAAAAGGCAACUGGAGCUGGAAAGCCGAACCUCUUGAAGCCAUUCUCACUGAUGACGAACCUGAACAUGGCACAUUGGGAGCUCCGGAAGGGGACCACGACCUCCUCACUUGUGGCCAGUGUCAGAUGAACUUUCCGUUGGGGGACAUUCUUAUUUUUAUUGAGCACAAACGGAAACAAUGCAAUGGCAGUCUCUGCCUAGAGAAGGCUGUGGAUAAGCCACCUUCACCCUCACCAAGUGAGCUGAAAAAAGCAUCCAAUCCUGUGGAGGUUGGCAUCCAGGUUACGCCAGAGGAUGACGAUUGUUUAUCAACGUCAUCUAGAGGAAUUUGCCCUAAACAGGAACAUAUAGCAGGUAAAGAUGAGCCCAGCAGCUACACGUGUACGACUUGUAAACAGCCUUUCAACAGCGCCUGGUUCCUCUUGCAGCACGCACAGAACACGCACGGCUUACGGAUCUACCUAGAAAGCGAGCACGGCAGCCCCCUGACGCCACGGGUUGGUAUCCCAACAGGACUAGGUGCAGAGUGCCCUUCCCAGCCACCUCUCCACGGGAUUCACAUUGCAGACAAUAACCCUUUUAACCUGCUCAGAAUACCCGGCUCGGUCUCGAGGGAGGCGUCAGGGCUGGGAGAAGGGCGUUUCCCACCCACGCCGCCCCUCUUUAGCCCUCCCCCGAGGCACCAUUUGGAUCCGCAUCGCAUUGAGCGCCUGGGUGCGGAAGAAAUGGCUCUGGCCACCCAUCACCCUAGUGCCUUUGACAGGGUGCUGCGACUGAACCCCAUGGCGAUGGAGCCUCCCGCUAUGGAUUUCUCCCGGAGGCUGCGGGAGCUGGCCGGCAACACCUCCAGCCCACCCUUGUCCCCGAGCCGGCCCAGCCCUAUGCAAAGGUUGCUGCAGCCUUUCCAGCCCGGCAGCAAGCCCCCGUUCCUGGCCACACCGCCCCUUCCUCCUCUGCAGUCUGCUCCUCCUCCCUCCCAGCCCCCCAUGAAGUCCAAGUCCUGCGAGUUCUGUGGGAAGACCUUCAAGUUUCAGAGCAACCUGGUGGUCCACCGCCGGAGCCACACGGGGGAGAAGCCCUACAAGUGCAACCUCUGUGACCACGCCUGCACGCAGGCCAGCAAGCUGAAGCGCCACAUGAAGACCCACAUGCACAAGUCCUCCCCCAUGACAGUGAAGUCGGACGACGGGCUCUCCACUGCCAGCUCCCCUGAGCCGGGCACCAGCGACCUGGUGGGCAGCGCCAGCAGUGCCCUCAAGUCCGUGGUGGCCAAGUUCAAGAGUGAGAAUGACCCCAACAUGAUCCCUGAGAAUGGGGAUGAGGAAGAGGAGGAGGAGGAGGAGGAAGAGGAGGAGGAAGAGGAGGAGGAGGAGGAGGACUUGAAUGAGAGCGACAGGCCGGACUAUGGCUUUGGGAUGAGCCUGGAGGCGGCCCGUCACCACGAGAACAAUUCGCGGGCUGGCGAGGAGGGCCGGGCGAUGCCGGACGUCAUGCAGGGCAUGGUGUUGAGCUCCAUGCAGCACUUCAGCGAGGCCUUCCACCAGGUCCUGGGGGAGAAACACAAGCGGGGCCACCUCCCCGAGCCCGAGGUGCACAGGGACACUUGCGACGAAGACUCGGUGGCCGGUGAGUCCGACCGCAUUGACGAGGGGGCCGUCAACGGCCGGGGCUGCUCCCCGGGGGAGUCUGCCUCAGGAGGCCUGUCCAAAAAGCUGCUGCUGGGUAGCCCCAGCUCCCUGAGCCCCUUCUCCAAACGCAUCAAGCUGGAGAAGGAGUUCGACCUGCCGGCCGCCGCCAUGCCCAACACCGAGAACGUUUACUCCCAGUGGCUGGCGGGCUAUGCCGCCUCCCGGCAGCUGAAGGACCCCUUCCUCAGCUUCGGCGACUCCCGACAAUCGCCCUUCGCCUCCUCCUCUGAGCACUCCUCGGAGAACGGCAGCCUGCGCUUCUCCACGCCGCCGGGCGAGCUGGACGGAGGGAUCUCAGGCCGCAGCGGCACAGGAAGCGGAGGGAGCACCCCCCAUAUUAGUGGCCCGGGCCCUGGCAGGCCCAGCUCAAAAGAGGGCAGACGCAGCGACACUUGUGAGUACUGUGGGAAGGUCUUCAAGAACUGUAGUAAUCUCACCGUCCACAGACGGAGCCACACGGGCGAGAGGCCGUAUAAGUGUGAGCUUUGCAACUACGCCUGCGCCCAGAGUAGCAAGCUCACCCGGCACAUGAAAACACACGGGCAGGUGGGAAAGGACGUUUACAAAUGCGAGAUUUGUAAGAUGCCUUUUAGCGUGUACAGUACCCUGGAGAAACACAUGAAAAAAUGGCACAGUGAUCGAGUCUUGAAUAACGAGAUAAAAACUGAAUAGAGGUUCGGCGUACCCCCCCAGCUGGCGCAGCGCCCAGGGAGCCCCGGAUGUCUGGCAGUUUUCGGAUGGAAGUUCAAGAGCACUUAAAUUCUGAAAGGAGGUGAAGCUGGGGCGAGCGGCCGGUGGCGUCUCGGCGUCCGGAGGUGGCCUCUGUCCUGCUGGCUCGCCGCAUCCCCGGGAGAGCCUGAGGAGUCACCCACCGACGGCAGCGCUCCCCGGGCUCCUCCUGCCUGCAAGACUAUCGUAUUUAUAUUUUGUAAUAGAGUACAACACUUCUUUGGGGUUGGUUUUUUGGGGUUUUUUUUUUGUUCAUUGGUUUCUUUUUUCAUUUUCUAAAAACAAACAUGAAAGAAACCCACCCACCACGGUCAAGGGCUUAAUGAUGGCUUCGACUCGCUCAUUUCCCCAUGGAAAAGACUGUCUUGCUCUCUUGGACAACCCGGCCUGUUGGUUAUCCCUGCAAUGUGCCAUUCCUCGGGAGGCACAUCUGAUGUGAUGAAUUAAAAAUAAAGCAAAACACAGUGUAGGUCUGUGGGUGGGUGGGAAAUUGCCAUAAUAAAUGUUGGAGCUUUAGGUUUUGUUUGCUCUGUCUUUAAUUUUUAAUGCUAACAAGGGCCAGACGGCUGGUGUGACUUUGUGUUCCCGUACCGGCUGCAGAAAAGCAAGCGCUGAGUGUUCACCGGGGAUGGUGUUGGCACGAGGGGCUGCCUGGCCCCAGCGGACAGACCUUUCCCGCAGAGCUAGGCCAGGAGUUGGGCUUAAGGCCGGGAACCCUGAGCAGUGCUGAGCCCCCUCUGGCCUUCGGUGAUGCUGACAGGGGGGGCUCUCCCGGCUCCCCUGCAUCGUCCUCGAUGAAUCCAGCUGUUGUGUUGCAUUUCUGCUGUUAGGCUAUGUACUUUAGGGGCUGCUGGGAUCCGUGACGUCCGCUCGUGUCCGUGAGACAAGUGAGGCCAGUGCAGGUUUGGGGAGGGGUGAUAGUUGUGCUCUGGAGACACUGUCAGACAAGGGGAUGCAGAGCCCUGCCCUGAGCUGGGGGAGCUGCUGUCAGGUUGUUGUCCCGGUGUUUCCCAGACUUUGCACCAGGGUCUUGCUCGUCCCUUGGUUGGCACCGAGCACCCACCCAAGGAGUGCCCUGGUUUGGGGCCCAGGCGCGUUGCCGAAUGGAAGAUGGGUUAUGUGUGAGCUUUGUGCCGUCUCUGAUGGGAUUUAUAGGCUGUAGCUGCUCGUGCCUGUGCUGACGAGUGGGAAUGGACCUUAUUUGGUGAAAGAAGCCAGCUGGGUAGUGAGUGGAGUGGUUGGCUGGCCAUGUUGGGCUGCUGGGAUCAGCGGGAUGGAGCCAAGUCAUGGGGAAAGGGCCAGUGGAUUUAUUGGCUUCAUGUAUUAACUUCAGUCUCACUUCUGUUUUAUUCAUCUCCUUGCUUACAAUCCGAGCAAGACCCUCACAUGGGGUGGCUCUCUCCUGGUGAAACAGCUGUAGGGAAAACCAUGUUGCCUUUUCCGUAAGCGGUGGUUGCUCUUUUGCCGUUUAAAACCCCGGCCUGUGGUUUUCUCGUGGUGGCCUGGGCACAGCACAAGCACAGACACUUUGGUACCUUAAAAUUUGGCUGGGGUGGGCAGUAGGAACAUCUCCAAGGAGUGCCACACUGGGAGCCUGGAGGACUUGGUGCACUGGGACACAAAGGGAGCUAUUGCUGCUUCUUCUAAGGUGAAUUGGUCUUUGAGGGCAAACUACCCAAAAGUCUACGCACAGCCUCAGCUCUUUUUAUCACUAGGGGAUGCUUUAAAGGUUCUUCCUAACCCAGCCUGUGCUGCCACCUCUGUGUCUGCUAGUAAGGGUUUUUUAAGCCUUGGAAGGGUGAGUCCCGUUGGAUUAAGCACCUGAUUGAUUGUGAGUGCACCAGUGGUGGAGAGUUAGACACCUGCUCCUGCCCUGGGGAUCUCUACUCCAGGCAGCUGUGUCAGAUCAGGGCUAAUGGAGUUAUUUACUACAAGGGGGUUUCUCUGCUCAUUUCUCUGGACUGCAAGUCAGGACUCACCUGGUCUAUACCUACAGCAGGCUGGGAAGCCAGGGUUCCAGUGUGCCGGGUUCUUCUGGGCGUGUCUGACCCUUGCUUUGUGUGAGCAAAGGCCAAACUCAGUUCAUGGACAUCUUCUGGGGUAGCUGGUUAUGCUUUUGCUGCUCUGCCUGGCGGAACAAGUGUGGUGGGAUCUGCUUUCUCAGUCUGUGGUUUGUCUCUCCUUCAGCAGCAGUGUGGGCAAAGGUUUCUCCCAGGAAAAGCACGAAAUGUCAAAGUGGGGAUGGCUCAAUGUGUUCUGCCAAGCACAGAAGUGAUACCUGAAGUGCUGAAGAUGUAGUCAAAAUAGUCUUUAAAAUGUCUAUUUUUUAAUACCAUUGUUAAACUCUUCCCACACUCUUACAACUUUAAAACAUCUUCAGAAUUUGUGUUGCCUUAAAGUUGCAAACAGGUGCAAUGUCUGUGCUGAGAGUCCCUUGUAAGUCACGGGUGCCUGCCCUGCUCCCGCUCCAGACUCUGCUGAGUUUUGCAGAGCACCAGGACAGCUUCAGCAUGGGGUCUGGUGGAGAUUCCAAAGGGUUUCCACUGCCCUGGGUGCCCUGAGGGAGCUGUGUGCUUUAAUUAAGGGUGUCAUUAGGGUCCUCUUUUUGUCUGACCAGGACUGGCUGAAUCCCCUUGCUUUGUCGGUGCUUGGGAUCACCAGCAGCUUAAUGAGUUUCUGCCAAUUAACAAGAGUCCAAGAUUUCCUGUGAGGGGAGGGCUGGGAACCUGUUAGCCUCAAAGCUGGAGGUUGCUGGUGCAAGAGGGGCAGUAUUCCCAGGUUUUUUGUAUUUAGCAUAUUCUCCAGAUGUUCAUCUGCGCAUCCAAAUUGGAAAUAGGGUAUGGUUGGUCUUUAUUAAAAAAACAAAGCUCCUAAAAUUUUGGGGUUCUUAAUAUAAGAAAAGAUAAAUGUUCUUCCCAGUCCUGGGGAUUGACCUGAACAAGAUUCCUGGGAAUCACCUGGCUUAACUUUGAGGUUUUGGGUUUAAAAAACUGCUUUCAGACUCGGAGAUGAUCUGACUGUGCUGUGUUUGAUUUCUAAGCACACUUUUCCUGACACUAAAAUGCAGCAAAAGUCAAGCCUUUUGUGAAGUCUAGCUUAAAUUUUGCUUUCAAAAUAAAUGUAUAUUUUGAAUUCGUGAUGCAUCUGGGCUGGACUUUUAUGAGAUCUGAGCCUCUACCCAGAAGGGAUCUGAAAAGAGAUUUUGUGAGUGAGUUCCCAAGCAAAACUGCCAAACUCCUUGUGGUUUUUUUUCAAGCCCAGCUUUGUGUUGGGUCCCACUAAGUGACUGUGAGACAAGCAUCCAUCACGGUGUUGGCAGGUGACAACACAACUGUGGCCUCUGGGAGAAGGUGGAGAGCAGCUCCAUCCUCCUUGGGCUGCUGGAGGUUAUUUUACCACCUUUAGCCUGUACUUUGGGUUUGCAUCUCCUUUCUUGUGUGUGUUUGAGCUGUCUGGGUGCUGGUGAGGCCUGGGGUGAGCCUUUACCUGUGGAUUUUUGGCAGUGGGGACCUGCUAAGCAUCACUGCUGUUCCAGGGCUCCCUGUUCUGCUGUGAUGCUUUACCUGACCUCACUGAAAAGUCUUGUUGAGGAGUGAGCUGAACCACCCCACCCCUCAAAAAUGAGAGUGGUGCCUCAUUCCUUCUUUUCUUACUCCCUGCUUCUCCUCCCUCCCAGUCUUCCCAUUUCAGGCAUGGUCAUUCAAUUGUGUGUUGUAUCUGCUACAAGUCAAACAUUGUUGCCCCUCCAUCCCAGUUCUCUCCCCCCAGAAAUCAUCCUCUUUGCAUUCAUCUUCUGCAGGGGUCCAAAUAAUCAAUUGCCUUCCCAAGGCAAGACGGAGUUGCAGGGGGCACAACAGCAACAAAAUAAAACCCCUAAACCCAGAAUAUGGCCCUUACUCCUUAAUCUCGCUGGAUAGAGUUACACAUCUGCUAGAGGCUUGUUCGUUGUUGCCAUUACUUUUAUUGCGUCUUUAGCAGUGAUGAAGUUCAGAUGGCAGAACCAGUGGGCCCCAAUUUAAUUUCGCCUGGCCCCCUGUAAUGAGCACGAUGUGAUCCCUGGGAAUGCCGCCUGGGCCGCGGUUCUGUGGCCGUGGGCAGGCAAAACCCCACGGAGAGGGUGGGAGGAGGGGGAAGAUCUGGAACUGGGGAUGGUAACAGGUGGGUGGAGGUGCCUGUGCUGUGUGAGCAUCACGUUCUGCAGUGAGGGGGGUGGAUGGACAGGUGGUUUCUCCUAUCAAAACCCACAUGAGGCGGAUUCCCACCUUUUUUGGUGGCUGGGGUGUGUGUUCCACAAUGCUUUCUGAGGUCGGUCCAGCCCUCAUGGCUUUUCCCUGGCAAUUUCCAUGACCCUCUAGGUUUCCAGUGGUGAUGUACAGAAGCUCCCACCUCUCCCCAAAUGUCUGCAUGUGUCUAAGGGCUAUACAGGACUCAUUUACGGGCCUCCCGUCGGUGGGAUAUGUGCAUGCAAAAUGAAGGUUGUAUUUGGCUUCUCAUAUUCGGAUCUAUAUUCCAUAUUGUGUUGACCAAGAAAAACACCUCAGCCCCUGUGCUGAAGAAUGUGAUGGACUGAUGACUUUCAGAAACGUACUGUAAAUCAAGGAGGCUAAUAAAUACUUGCUAUUAA